GCCUUGCAGAGCCCAGGGGGGUUGCAACGCGGUGGCUGGUGAAGAGAAGGGACGACUCUGCGGCAGGGUUGCCAGCUCCAGGUAAAGGGCCUUACUUGAACUUAAGAUGUCGGCAAUUUUAAAAGGAGACGAAGAAAGCCACGAAGGAGCAGGAAGAAAAACCGACGGUCUAAAAAGUUCAGGUUCACAGACUGCAUCCAUGCUGCCAGAAACCCCGCUUCAGAACUUGCAUCUAGCUUCUCAGGCAGUUCUUGAAAGAGCCCAGAAACAAGGGCGAUCUAAGUGUCCCAAAUGCAAUAGUUCAAGGAUGUUCUAUUGUUACACCUGCUACAUUCUGGUUGAGACUGUGCCUACCAAAGACAUUCCUGUUGUAAAGCUUCCCUUGAAGAUUGACAUCAUUAAACAUCCCAACGAAACGGAUGGCAAAAGCACAGCUGUCCAUGCCAAACUCCUGGCACCUGAAGAUGUUACUAUUUACACAUAUCCCUGUAUUCCAGAUUACGAAGAAAUGAAACAUGAAAUUGCCCUUAUCUUUCCUGGACCCAAUUCGGUUUCAGUAAAUGACAUUGUCUCUUUGCAAAACAAAUGGGAAAAGAAUGUGGGUUGCGAGAAGGACGAUGACUUGCCAGCAGAACCAGUUUUCAAGUGUGCCAAACUAGAGCUAGACAGCAAUGACAAUAGCAGCUUGGGCGAACUCAGAUCUCGCACCACGUGCAAAAAGGCCAGGCUGAAGAAAAUCGUAUUUGUUGACAGUACCUGGAAUCAGACAAACAAAAUAAUCACAGAUGAGCGCCUCCAAGGGUUACUACAAAUUGAACUGAAAUCGAGAAAAACGUGCUUUUGGCGUCAUCAGAAAGGAAAGCCGGAUACAUACCUGUCUACCAUUGAAGCAAUUUAUUACUUUUUGGUAGAUUAUCACAGGGAGCUCUUAAAAGAAAAAUACGAAGGACAAUAUGACAAUUUGCUUUUCUUCUAUUCGUUUAUGUACAGACUGAUAAAAAACGCCAGGUGUUCCGCUGGCAAAGAAUAAGGCAAGGAGUGCCAUUUUUGCUCAGGAGGGGGGGAAAACCAAACCGAAGUACCCUUUGGCCUUGUUCUUUUAGAGGUUAGAAUGACAAAAAUGGAGCAGCAGAGGAUAGCGGACUGGGAAAAAGUUCAGAAGCCUGCUGUCCCUUGAAUCCAGGGCUCCUGGUAUAGUGCCUCAGGCAACUCUCCAAACAACUGUUGUGGGACUCUCCCUCCAAGCAAAAGACUGCAAAAAUUACAAAACAUUUUCAGGAUUAGAACAAGCAACGAGAGAUGCCAACAUGGAGCCUCUUUUUUAAAACAGUACAGUUUACUUCAGCUGUCUCGUCGUAUAAGAAUGUGCUCUUCACCAGCUAGGAUGACCUCAGUCUGGCGAUGUCACCGACUCCAUUAAAAGGAUUGCAACACCAUUUCAUUAGAUAUUUUUUCUAAAAUCUGUAUCCAGACUAAUGCAGUUGGUAGGAUGCCAGUGGUAAACAUGUUUGCGUUUUAAGUUAAGCUGUAAAACUGCUUUGUUAAUAUGAUAAUAGCAACAGGACUGGAAGCCCUGCUUAUAUGCCCCUUUCAGGUUCAGCACUCUGCUGCCGUUGGCUGAAGGUUUCCUAGUGUUAUAUUCUUCCCAGCAAAGCAGCAGCUGAGAUUUAAUGAAGAAAAAGGCUGUGCUUCGUUUGCAGUUCGUUUAAAUGGACUACAGAGGAUUCCUAGACCUGGGGGUGCAGGUCACAUGCCGGUUCUUUCCCUAUACCUGAGACCAGCACCUCACUCCUCCUUCCCCCUCCCAUGACAAAUGAAGAGGUCUUGCAGGCAAGCCAAACACGUUAAGCACAUUUCUGAGCCCUAUAGCUGUGCUUUCAUUUGUUUGCUUUUUCUUUUGUUCCCAGCAAUAAUUCUAAAGCAGAAAUCGGUUUUGUUAGAAGGGAUUCUUUUUGUCUCACACAAGCCCCAUGUGUAUUAAGAGUUUAUUACAAUAAGAAAUGUAGUCCUGGGGACCCCCCCCCCAUUGAAUCGAACCGUGAACAUCUCUUUGAAGACGAUGCAGUGCAAAAUGCACCAGCUGGGUCCCCCCCACCCUCCCCACACAGACACGUAUUUUCGCACAACCUAAUUUAAGGCCAGUACAUAUUGUGGCUAUAUAAGCAAAAAGAGUAAGUUGUGAUCCUGCAAACAAUCAGCUACUUCACUCUUUGCAGUAGAUAGCAUGGAUCAUGGUGAUGAAAGGUUGCAGGGUCACUCCCGUUCUCGUGAUAUUUCUCUAAAAACUAAAGUAUGCUUUUGGAAGCCAUUUUAGUGUCUUCCUCUACACACACACGUUAGGUAGGCACUGAAUGUGAAAACUGUGACCUCUAAAAGUCUGAAUAUACUUAUUUAGGAAUAGCUCUUAGGAUAUUUCCAGCUCGCUUGCUUUUUGUUUUUAGUUCUGUUUCCAAAGGUUUGCAGUAAGUCAUAACGUGGGCAGAGGAGAAGGGGAGGAAUACAGUAAAGAUCUGUUUCCCAAUCACAAUUGUGAAAAACAGCUUUGAUUUAUAAUAAACUUAAGUAAUGAAAUACUCA
Eublepharis macularius is the source of this 2577-nucleotide messenger RNA. It is a transcript of the gene DTWD1, whose product is annotated as DTW domain containing 1. Lineage: Eukaryota; Metazoa; Chordata; Lepidosauria; Squamata; Eublepharidae. The record is from RefSeq and is a predicted model, not a curated record. The coding region runs from base 107 to 1030 and encodes 307 amino acids. Gene Ontology annotation, biological process: tRNA modification. Gene Ontology annotation, cellular component: nucleus. Gene Ontology annotation, molecular function: tRNA-uridine aminocarboxypropyltransferase activity. The transcript has 5 exons.